Molecule: messenger RNA, 1498 nt
Organism: Salvia splendens (bonfire salvia)
Lineage: Eukaryota; Viridiplantae; Streptophyta; Magnoliopsida; Lamiales; Lamiaceae
Product: serine carboxypeptidase 1
Exons: 8
Coding region: 1-1416 (471 amino acids)
Biological process (GO): proteolysis
Cellular component (GO): vacuole
Molecular function (GO): serine-type carboxypeptidase activity
Source: RefSeq, a predicted model, not a curated record
AUGCAAACUAGUGUUGGAGAAUGCCACCGAGGGAGUCCAUACGACCCCCUUCGAGUGCUGCAAAAGUCGCAUGCAAUAUCAAGAAAAUCAUCUCAACAGCACACCCAAGAUGUCUUCAAAUCAACCCAAUACUCACCGGUUUACAUGGCAUCUCAGGACGGCCUCAAGGAAGCCGACAUGAUCGAUUCCUUGCCCGGUCAGCCACCUGUCGGAUUCUCACAAUAUUCCGGGUAUGUGACAGUCGACCCCAGUGCUGGCCGAGCCCUCUUCUACUAUUUUGCUGAGGCCGAGGACCCCUCCACCAAGCCCCUCGUGCUGUGGCUCAACGGAGGGCCUGGGUGCUCUUCACUAGGGGCAGGGGCAAUGACAGAACUCGGGCCAUUCCGCGUGAAUCCAGACGGGAAAACGCUGUGGUACAACAAGUACGCUUGGAACAAGGUGGCAAAUGUGGUGUUCUUGGAAUCACCGGCUGGUGUGGGAUUCUCGUACUCGAACAGAUCGUCCGACUAUGUGACGGGGGACUCAAAGACGGCCGCGGAUGCUUACACCUUCCUAGUGAACUGGGUGGAGAGGUUCCCGGAGUACAAGACACGCGAUUUUUACAUAACCGGAGAGAGCUACGCUGGCCACUAUGUGCCUCAGCUGGCUGAUUUAGUCCUCCAAAACAACAAAGUGACAAACAUAAACUUGAAAGGCAUUGCUAUUGGCAACGCGUACAUUGACUACAUGGAUAGGUGGACGGGCACGUACGACCAUUUCUGGACGAGCGCGCUCAUAUCAGAUGAGACGCACCAGGGGAUUCUGGACAACUGCAACUUCACCUCAGAUACCACCGUUUCGGAUGUGUGUGACGACUACCAAGACAAGGCGUUUGAGGAGAGCGGAAACGUGUACAUCUACGACAUCUACGCGCCCUUGUGCGGGUCAGCUUCCACUGCUCCAUCGUUAUCUAGUUAUGAUCCAUGCUCGGAUGUGUAUGCAACCACUUACUUGAACUCACCACAAGUUCAGAAGGCUCUCCAUGCUAACAUUACUGGCCUUCCUGGCCCAUGGGAGCUUUGCAAUGAUCCGAUAUUCUAUUCCUGGAAUGAUUCACCUCUCACUGUUCUACCAGUGAUCCAAAAGCUGAUGGCCAGCGGCAUACGCGUCUGGAUCUACAGUGGAGAUACAGACGGUAUAGUUCCUGUAACCACCACUAGAUACUCAAUGCCCAAACUAGGGGCACCGGUCAAGACUCCAUGGUACCCAUGGGACUUUCAAGGCCAGGUGGGAGGAUAUGUAGUUGGAUAUGAGAAUGUGUCAUUUGUGAGCAUAAGAGGAGCUGGCCAUUUCGUUCCAGGCUAUCAACCUCAAAGAGCUCUUGCUUUCUUCUCCAGCUUUCUUCAGGGAAACCUACCUUCUCCUCAGAAGAACUAAAUAAAAUUUCAAUAUAUGUUGUACUACUACCUUUUUAAAUUACUCCAUAUAAAGAGAGAUGCCAUAAUCAUCUUCACCGCUU